AUGAAGUUGGUGUGGGUAGCAGCGCUCUUGGCGGUGGCAACUGCCUCCGUGGUCAAAGAUGACCAGUUUAAUGUUUUAUUCGGAAAGGAACCCUUGGUGAACUUGGACAUUAAGACCAAGGAAUUAUGCAUCAUGAAGCUUCUGAACCACAUUCUGCAACCCACCAUGUACGAAGACAUCAGAGAGGUCGCCCGCGAAUUUGUGCUCGAAGAGAAUCUUGACAAGUAUCUGCAAGUAGAUGUCGUGAAGAAAUUCGUUCGCAUGUUUAAAAUGGGUAUGCUGCCUCGCGGUGAGAUCUUCGUCCACACCAAUGAGCUGCACAUCGAGCAGGCUGUUAUGGUCUUCCGCCUCUUGUACUUCGCGAAGGACUUCGACACAUUCCUUAGAACCGCUUGCUGGCUAAGAGAGCGCAUCAACGGUGGCAUGUUUGUCUACGCCUUAACCUGCGCCGUGUUCCACAGAACGGACUGCCGUGGUGUCACCAUCCCUGCCCCUUACGAAAUCUACCCCUACUUCUUCGUCGACAGCCACAUCAUUAACAAAGCGUUUAUGAUGAAAAUGACCAGAGCUGCUAAGGAUCCAGUCAUCCAGGACUACUACGGCAUCAAAGUCACCGACAAGAACCUCGUCGUCAUUGAUUGGCGAAAAGGCCUCCGCCACGUUUUGUCUGAAGACGACAAAAUCUCCUACUUCACCGAAGAUAUAGACCUUAACACUUACAUGUACUACUUGCACAUGAGCUAUCCUUACUGGAUGACUGAUGAUGCGUAUGGUCUGCAGAAGGAGCGUCGCGGAGAGGUCAUGAUGUACGCUUAUCAACAGUUGUUGGCUAGACUGAGACUGGAACGCUUGGCUCGUGGUAUGUGUGACAUUAAGAUGAUAAUGUGGAAUGACGUGCAAGAGAACGGCUACUGGCCUAAGAUCCGCCUCCACACCGGUGAUGAAAUGCCCGUGCGACAGAACAACGUCAAGCUGAUUACCCAAAACAAUUUGGAUGACAGGAUACUCUUGGACAACAUUGAAAAGAUCAUUCGCGAAGGCAUUCUAACUGGCCAAAUCUUGCGACGUGACGGGACAGUUAUCAGCCUGAAAAAACCUGAGGAUGUCGAGUACCUGUGCAGACUUAUCCUUGGUGGUAUGGGCAUGCAACACGAUGAUGCCAAGGUCAUCCAUGUGACUAACUUGAUUAAGAAGCUCCUGUCAUACAGCCUUUACAAUGCUGACAAGUACACCUACGUGCCAACCGCUCUCGACAUGUACACCACGUGCUUGCGUGACCCUGUCUUCUGGAAGGUGAUGAAGCGCAUCGUCGAAAACGUCGUCCUCUUCAAGAAGCUGCUGCCGAGGUACACACGCGGUGAAUUUGACUUCCCUGGUGUCAAGGUCGAACGCAUCGUCACCGAUAAGCUUGUCACUUUCAUGGAUGACUACGACAUGGAUAUCACCAAUGCGCUGUACCUUGACGAGUCUGAAAUGCAGAAGAAACGCUCUGACAUGACUUAUGUAGCCCGUAUGCGUCGUCUCAACCACCAUCCCUUCAAGGUUACCUUGGAUGUCGUGUCUGAAAAGGCUGUUGAUGCUGUCGUACGCAUCUUCAUUGGUCCCAAAUACGACUGUAUGGGUCGCCUUCUUAGCGUCAACGACAAGCGUCUCGAUAUGGUGGAGAUCGACAGCUUCCUGUACAAACUCGACACUGGUAAGAACACGAUCGUCCGCAACUCAAUUGAUAUGCACGGUGUCAUCAUGGACAGGCCUUGGACCCGAAACUUGUUUGGCUUGGGCACAACAACCACGACCACAAUCAACAGCGAUAGAGUAGUUGACAACUGGUGGUACAAGACUCGUCUCGGCUUCCCGCACAGACUGCUCCUUCCUCUGGGUCGUCUUGGUGGGCUUCCUCUGCAGAUGUUCGUCGUGGUGACGCCCGUCCGCGAAGGAUACGUUCUCCCGACCAUCGAUAUGGGCAUCAUGAAGGACCGCCGUGUGUGCCGCUGGACCACUUGCAUCGACAACAUGCCUCUUGGAUUCCCAUUCGACAGAGAAAUCGACAUGACCCGCUUCUUCACUAGCAACAUGAAGUUCGCCGAUAUCAUGGUUUUCAGAAAGGACUUGGCACUGUCUAACACUAUUAAAGAUAUCGACAUGUCCGACAUGGUGAUGAAGCGUGACGACCUGACUCUCUUGGACACUGACAUGCUGGUCAGGUGGUCAUACAAAGACGUCAUGUUAAUGAGCACCGACCAAAUGCUUAGAAUGUGA
This is a messenger RNA of Parnassius mnemosyne (clouded apollo), 2259 nucleotides long. The record is from the annotation of a GenBank genome assembly. NCBI's taxonomy places the organism in Eukaryota, Metazoa, Arthropoda, Insecta, Lepidoptera, Papilionidae.